ACCCCGAGCACACGUCUUCCUUUGCCAGACAGACAUUAUGUUUCAUGCAUUUCUUUUGAAGACAUCACGCCCAAGAGUUUACGCCACCUACCCCGUCCUCUCCCUGCCUGCGGGGCUGGAGGCAGCCAGCACCUCCUCCGCCUCCCACAUCCCAGGGAGCUGGAUGCUGGAUGCGGGCCAACAUGGGAUUGGCUUCCCGGUCCUGUCAGGGAGGAGGAACUGGUGCGCCAGGAUACCCAAAUAUGGACCUACCGAUAUCAGUUUGGACAAUAUGACUCAGCACCAGACUAUAUAUCCUUACUGCUGGCCUUGGUGCUGAGUGUAACAAGGAGAAGCUGUUGAGUGUUUGACCUUUUGACCCGUGAGGCCUCCAGCUGGAUCAGACUCAGUGUGUUUAUGGAGACACAUUCAAAGUGUUUUAAUAAGCAGUGAGGAGUGUGGAUGUGCACUUGUUUCUGCUCUAUCCCUGGUUGAGUCUCUCUCUCUCUCUCCCACGUUGAACAGGCCUCGUCUGUUGACAGUCCUCGAUCCCGGCAUCGACGUCAGUGUGCGUGUCUGACUUCCCGGAGGCGUGGACCACGGAGCGAGAAACCACCAAUCAGAAGGCCGCUCGGAGCGCACUAGGAAGCGGAUGAUAUAAGUAGAGCAGAGCGCUGCGGCCGCCUGGCACUACAGAGGAAACGAGAAGAGCUCAGUUUCAGAGCAGAGAAGAGAAAAAAAAAGAGGAGUGGAGUCAAAAAAAACACCUGAGUUAGUCACGGGACAACAUAAAGACACAAAUCGACGACUUGGUACAGUACAGUUCCACUAUUUUGGAAGUUUUGCUCUGUUUUUUUCAUAGCUUUGCUCUUCAGUAUAAGGACUUUGUGCUGGAUUGAAUCAUUUUGGACACUACAGCCUCGGUGUCCAGGCUUGUAUUUGACUUGUAUUCUGAAAUAUGUCCACAAUAAUGGAACAGCCUUUUUAUGACGACUCGUUUCUCUCUGCUUAUGGCCAUCCAGGAGCAGCCCUGCAAGACUACAAGCUGCUCAAGCAGAAUAUGAACUUGAACUUCUCCGACUCUUAUCGGAACUCGAACUUCAAACCACAGCUGCGUUCAGACGGGGACUUCUUCUCCUCCUCCGGGGCUUCGGACCCGGGCUCCCUGAAGCUCGCCUCUCCGGACCUGGAGCGACUGAUCAUCCAGAACAGCAACGGGGUCAUCACCACCACGCCGACGCCGGCUCAGUUCCUCUACCGGGGGAUCACAGAGGAGCAGGAAGGCUUCGCAGAGGGCUUCGUGAAGGCGCUGGACGACCUCCACAAGAUGAACCAGAUGGCGCCUCCAAACGUGUCCAUCGGCGGCUGCGGAGGAGGAGGAGGAGGAGGAGGAGGAGGAGGAGGAGGAGGAGGCCCGGCUCCAGCCUCCGUGUUCGGCUCCUCCAUCUCCAUGCAGCCAGACCCACUGGAGUACACCACCCUGAACAGCUACCCCUCCACCACCAUCAGCUACCUACCACACCACCAGUACCACCAGCAGCACCAGCCCAUUCCACACGGGUCCCACCACUUCCAGCACUCCCUGGUGGGAGCAGGGAUGCACUCCCAGCGGUACGGAGUGCUCAAAGAGGAGCCACAGACGGUCCCGGACAUGCAGAGCAGCGACGGCUCUCCUCCCAUGUCCCCCAUCGAUUUGGACAACCAGGACCGCAUGAAAGCCGAACGCAAGAGGCUGAGGAACCGGCUGGCUGCAUCCAAGUGUCGGAGGCGCAAACUGGAGCGUAUCUCCCGGCUGGAGGACAAGGUGAAGGUGUUAAAGACGGACAACGCCGGGCUGUCCAACACGGCCUCCGUGCUGAGGGAGCAGGUGGCGCAACUCAAACAGAAAGUCAUGACGCAUGUGAGCAGUGGCUGCCAGCUCAUGUUAGCGCCCAAAGUCAAGUCUUAUUGAAGAGGAAAGAACAAGCACUUUUUAAAAAAAGACAAAUAAACAACACAAACACUGGACAACAACUGCACUGACAUUACAGAGAACAUUGACUUUAUACAGGUCUGUAGGAGCGACCUGGACCUGCAUCUGCGGCUGGAAGAUAAAACACUUUGGGCAUUUUUGAUUUUUUUUUUUGAAAGUGUCGUCGUUUACAUUUUACUUUAAUUGUGUGAUACACAUUCCUAUGUAAGUUAUUCGUCAGGUUGAGUCUGAUGAGCCUGUGUUUUUUACUUGUACAGUAUAUAUAUUUAAGUAAAUGAAAGUAUGAAACUAAAAGACACGUGUUGUUUCUCCU
Molecule: messenger RNA, 2264 nt
Organism: Anoplopoma fimbria (sablefish)
Lineage: Eukaryota; Metazoa; Chordata; Actinopteri; Perciformes; Anoplopomatidae
Product: transcription factor JunB-like
Exons: 1
Coding region: 938-1930 (330 amino acids)
Biological process (GO): regulation of cell cycle; regulation of cell population proliferation; regulation of transcription by RNA polymerase II
Cellular component (GO): transcription regulator complex
Molecular function (GO): RNA polymerase II cis-regulatory region sequence-specific DNA binding; transcription factor binding; DNA-binding transcription factor activity, RNA polymerase II-specific
Source: RefSeq, a predicted model, not a curated record